Priapulus caudatus is the source of this 3229-nucleotide messenger RNA. RefSeq names its product organic cation transporter protein-like. Gene Ontology annotation, cellular component: membrane. The record is from RefSeq and is a predicted model, not a curated record. Gene Ontology annotation, molecular function: transmembrane transporter activity. Gene Ontology annotation, biological process: transmembrane transport. The coding region runs from base 124 to 1779 and encodes 551 amino acids. The transcript has 12 exons. NCBI's taxonomy places the organism in Eukaryota, Metazoa, Priapulida, Priapulimorpha, Priapulimorphida, Priapulidae.
CAGUGUAUGAGUCCGGUGCUGGCAGAUGUUAGUAAUCGGAGCUUGUUGUGUGCUAAUUUUAAUUGCCUUUAUUCUUCGGAAGGGGUCAAGUCAAGGGUAUAUUGUUGAAGCAAUAACGACAGCAUGGCAGGGAAGACUAUGGAUAGGCUGUUGCAGAUGGUGGGACCUGGCUGGUAUCAGGUGGCAGUGUACAUCUUGUUGUGUCUCAACUAUAUACCUGUCAACAACAAUCAUACGAUCAUGGCAUUCUUUGGGCUGCCUUUAUCACACAGGUGCAAGGUGCCGGAAAACCUGACGACAACGCUUCCGAGCAUGUCGCAGGUGGCAGCGGACACGUGUCACCUGAACGUCACCACGUAUACGGGUGACAACAGCUCGGAAUUGUCACGCGUGAAAUGUCCCGGACAGUGGGAGUACGAUCGCGGCGAUCCGGGACCGCUGGGCUUCUCUGAUUGGACGAUCGCAAGCGAGUGGGACCUCGUCUGCGACCAGCGCUUCCUCGCGAGCCUCGCAACAACCAUCUACUUUGUCGGCGUCAUGUUCGGCGGAGUCGUCUUCGGCGCGCUGGCGGACGCGUUCGGACGCAAGCCCGUGAUGCUCGGCUGCCUCUACGCACAGAUGUUCGUCUGCCUCGCCAUCUACUUCUCGCAGGGCUACGUCAUGUUCGUCGCGCUGAGAUUCGUCCUUGGAUUCCUCCUGCAGGGAUUGCAAAGCACUUCGUUCAUCCUCAUCAUGGAGAUGUUUAUGCCUGAACAUCGCACAAUCGUCGGCACGAUUGUCGAAUGCUUCUGGGCGCUAGGCAACAUGUGGCUGGCGUUCCUGGGCUUCCUUUUCAGAGACUGGCACUACAUCCAGCUGGCCGUCACACUGCCAAGCAUCCUUGCCAUCGGCUACAUCUGGUUGAUUCCGGAAUCGCUGCGCUGGUUAAUUGUUAAUGGGAAGGUGGAGAGUGCUAAACAGGUCGCAGAAAAAGCCGUCAAGUACAACCGAGUCAAGGUCGUUCACAGCUAUCUACACGACACCAUAGACGAGGUGGCAGCACAGACGAGCAAGAGUGAUGACACAGAGCCGACGCGCCGCUAUACAGUGCUGGACAUGCUGCGUACGCCGAUGCUGCGACGACGUGCGCUCAGCAUGUUCUACAUCUGGUUUGCGACAUCGCUGGUCUACUACGGCUUGCUGCUCAACAUCGGCAAGCUCUCCGGCGACAAGUACCUUAACUACUUCAUCAGCGCCUGCAUCGAGAUGGUCACCUACGUCAUCGCCAUCUUCCUCAUAUCUAGAUUUGGUCGGCCAAAGCCACUGGUUGGCUUCUUUUUGACUGCGGGGAUUAGUUGUAUUUUCUCUGUUGCCCUGCCAGACGUGAUAGGCGACUUUCGCAUGCAGAAUGUGAAGACGGGUUUUGCGUUCCUCGGCCGCUGUGGAGUCUCCGGCUGCUUCUCUGUCAUCUUCAUGUACACGUCGGAGCUGUUUCCGACAGUCAUCCGCACGGUGGCCCUCGGCGCGUGCCUUUUCUGGGCGCGUUUCGGCGGGGUCGUCGCUCCUCAGAUCAACCUCCUCGACAGUGGCACGGGCUUCCAGAGGGCGCCAUCAAUCGCCUUUGGCUGCAUCGCUAUCGUUGGAGCGGUAAUCGCCUUCUUCCUGCCGGAGACCCUUCACAGGAGACUUCCUGACACGCUAGAGGAAGCAGAGAGGCUCGAGUCGUUUCAUCAAGAAACAAGUUAUGAUUCCGUGGGUCACGAGAUGGUGGACCAAUCAGACAUGUCAGAGAGGGUAUAGUUGUCAAUGCGUGGCUCCACCUCGUGGCUGGAUGAACGAGACAUGGAUAUGGAUACAUAUCACGAACUGCACUUCAGUAUUGACCAAAGGGUAUACAACCAUCCCACACACUUUCAUUCCAGGAAGCUGUGACAUCCAAACGUGUGUGUGCGUGCGUGCGUGCGUGCGUGCGUGCGUGCGUGCGCGUGUGUACAUCUGUGUGUGUGUGAGUGUGUGAUGUUUAUUUUAGGACAAGAUGUACAGUAGUCACUAGCAAUCACCGAAGCCACUUGCACCAAAGUUUCUGCUUGAUAAUGUUGUUGCCUGUGCUGCAUAGACACAAGGCAAUAGUGUGGCACUUAUUUACUUAUUAUCUGCCAAAGGGAGUGGCUAGCCAACCACGUGUAGGGAUGAAGUGAGCAUAAGAAUAAUGUUAAGUUGUGAAGAUAAGUGCAGGUAUGGCAAGGCCAGUAGUUAUAGCAGUGUGCGUAUUGCAGCAAGGCUGCGUUGAGUGCAGACUAGAAACAGGAUAGGGAUAUGUUGUUGUUAUCAAAGAAUUGCUGUAUUGCCGAAGGUAACCCGAAUUUACUAGUAGUGUUAGUUACUGUGGACUGCAUUAUACACCUUCCUGCCAUUUAUACUUCAUAGAUCGAUAAACUGAACCAAGAACAAUUACCAAAGACAGAGAACCUGUCUUAAGACACUUUGUUCUGUUGCAGUGUGGGCACUGGCCCAAAGUUAGGUAAGGCAGCUGGUGGGCAAACAGAAUCAUAAAUUAAUAGCAAAUUAUACAUCCAUAUUUAAACACCUUAUACACUUUUUCCUAUUUCGAUUCCUAUUCGAAACAAACUUCUCAUUUUACAAUUGUAUUUUUCAUCUGUUAUAGUAUUUUUAUUAAUGUUUACGAGCAUAAAUUUUUAUGUUCUGGUUACUGCAUUAUUGUAAAUGUGCUGUGGUUUAUGGAAUUUUUUCUCAGGAUCUCAUCAUCUCACUAUUUUACUUGUUUCACAUUGGUCAAUAUCUAUAUCUAAUGCAUCCACGUUCCUUCUCUUUGAAUAUAAUGGUAAUAGAAGGAUGCAGCUAGGUCAUCUAGUAGGAUAGGAAUACAGCUAAAUGUGAAGAAUAAUGCUUAUUAAUUAACUGGGAUGACUACGACACAUACCAGUGUGUGGUGUCAUUAGGGUCAGUGAACAUAGGGCUACGUGGAAAAUAAUGUCAAGCGUGUCAUCGGUAGUUUUUUGAUUCACGUUGUCAUUGUUGGUCAGCUGAACUCUUGUGAUGGUGAGUUUGCGCUGCCAACCGUUGCUGGCUUCCACUAAACAAUGACCUUGUAAGGUCAUUUACACAUGUAGUAUAGCGUAACAGUGUAAUAUAUUGUGUAUAGCUUGUAGCCAGGAAAAAAAUUACUUUUUUUUCAAGGGAAAUUUUUUUCAAGUCUGUGGAAAAAAUUGCUCUCGUCAAAAAUGUUACG